UAGAUAUUGGUUACGCUUCACAAAUAUGCAUGGCCGAUGAAUUCCAAAUGGUACUACACCCAAAGGCCCCAUAAUUUGUUUGUCCCUAUAGUAACAGUCUACUGCGCCUGCGGUCUCUAAUAUCUUAGCCAUUCACGUCAUUUUAACUCUCUUUCUCUUAACAUAUCUUCCUACACGCCAUACACACCUUAUGUAUAGGUGUGCCAGCUGGUUUUGUCAUUUUGAUUAUACUCGCCAUAGAUCAUUACCACCGUGAGAGAAUUCCUUCUAAAGUAGUGCUUGCUGAUAAGAUAGAUAGAUAGAUAGAGAGAGAAAGGGAAACCAUGGUGGUAGCCAAAAAGACCACCACCACCAGAUCAAACACGAAUAAUUCAUCUUUCUUGUUUAGCUCUAUGAUGAAAUGCUUCUCCUUUUCUUCCUCUUCACCAUCUUCAACCAAAAGAUCAGAUGAAGAUUGUCAUGAUGACGAUGUUCCUGGUAAAAACAGACUCCAGCUAACGGAUGGAGAUCAUGUUAAAUCUACAAAACAUGGAGGAUGGAAGUCCAUGCCUUACAUUUUAGGAAAUGAAACGUUUGAAAGAUUAGCAACAUUUGGGCUGUUAGCAAACUUUAUGGUGUACCUACUGAAACAGUUUCAUUUGGAGCAAGUGUUUGCUACAAACAUCAUUAACAUAUGGUCUGGUACGACAAACUUUGCACCACUCUUUGGUGCAUUCAUCUCUGAUGCUUAUCUCGGCAAAUUCCGGACUCUUGCUUAUGCUUCUCUCGCAUCCUUAGUGGGGAUGAUUUUACUAACAUUAACAGCAGUAAUACCUGAACUGCAUCCUCCAACAUGUACAAAAAGUCAGGAGCAUGACAACCAAUGUAUUGCUCCAUCAACCAGCCAGCUUGCAGUUCUUUUCAUAUCACUAGGAUUUUUAACAAUUGGAGCCGGUGGAAUAAGACCAUGUAGUUUACCAUUUGGUGUUGAUCAAUUUGAUCAAACAACUGAUGAAGGCAGAAAAGGAAUCAACAGUUUCUUCAAUUGGUAUUACUUCACAUUUACAAUCGUCAUAAUGAUCGCUCUUACGCUCGUCGUCUAUAUACAAGAUAUUAUUAGUUGGUCUGUUGGACUUGGCAUUCCUACACUUCUUAUGAUGUUCUCAAUACUUCUGUUCUUCCUGGGUACACGCAUUUAUGUUUACGUCCCGCCGGGUGGAAGUGUUUUCUCUGGAAUUGGUCAAGUGUUUGUUUCUGCUUAUAAGAAACGCCGUCUUCAACUUCCUUCUGAUGAUGUAGAAGUGUUAAAAGAAGUUCUUUAUAAUCCUGAGUCAAAAGGACUUGCCAAUAUGAAACUUCAUCUCACCAACCAGUACAGAAUCUUAAACAAAGCAGCAAUAAAAAAUGUAGGAGAAGUGAACGAAGGCGGUUCUGUUUCGAAUAAAUGGAGACUAUGUAGUAUCCAACAAGUUGAAGAAGCUAAAUGUCUUAUUAGAAUCAUACCAAUUUGGGCUGCAGGUAUAAUAUGUUUUACCGCAAUGGCACAACAAGGAACUUUCACAGUAUCACAAGCUUUGAAAAUGCAACGGCAUUUAGGACCCAAGUUUGAAAUCCCAGCUGGUUCACUAGGGGUUAUCUCGAUGCUUACAUUAGGUCUAUGGGUUCCGUUCUACGAUCGUAUAUUCGUUCCUGCACUCAGGAAAAUAACUAAACAAGAAGACGGACUCACACUUCUUCAAAGGAUGGGAAUUGGGAUGGUUUUUUCCAUAUUAUCAAUGAUAGCAGCCGGUUUUGUUGAAGAGAAAAGAAGAACGCAAGCAAUAACCAUUUCUCAAUCCCAUCAAGUCGAACCCAUAUCCGUAUUCUGGUUAGCACCACAGCUAAUCUUGAUGGGUUUAGCUGAAGCAUUCAAUAUCAUUGGACAAAUUGAGUUCUUCAAUAGGCAGUUCCCAGAACACAUGAGAAGUAUUGGAAAUUCAUUGUUCUUUUGUACUAUGGCAGGUGCUAAUUACUUUAGCAGUCUAAUAGUAAGUAUCAUUCACAACACUACAGGUAAACAAGGUCAGCCUGAUUGGUUAUACAACGAUAUCAAUUUCGGGAAGUUAGACUACUUCUACUACCUUAUAGCAGGUUUAGGAGUCCUGAAUCUUAUUUACUUUCUUGUAGUUGCUCGUGGGUAUCGUUAUAAGGCUACUGUACCAUUUCAAACCGAAGAUACCGACAUUGUUAUUGAGUUAAGCUCAACGAAACAUGUUGAUCCUUAAACCAAUAAUGUUAUAUAUUGUAACGGUUUAUCCCAAUUGUAGUACAAUUUGAAUCAAUACAUUAUAUAUAUAUAGGAAUUAAGAUAGUAAUUAUUUUGAGUUGUGUAUAAUGUAGACAAGGAUAAAUAAGUUGUUCUUCGUAUAGUUUUGUUGAUGGUGGUUU
Messenger RNA from Papaver somniferum (opium poppy), 2406 nucleotides. Its product is annotated as protein NRT1/ PTR FAMILY 2.13-like. Gene Ontology annotation, molecular function: transmembrane transporter activity. The record is from RefSeq and is a predicted model, not a curated record. Gene Ontology annotation, cellular component: plasma membrane. NCBI's taxonomy places the organism in Eukaryota, Viridiplantae, Streptophyta, Magnoliopsida, Ranunculales, Papaveraceae. Bases 324 to 2243 code for a protein of 639 amino acids. The transcript is spliced from 4 exons. Gene Ontology annotation, biological process: transmembrane transport.